This is a messenger RNA of Python bivittatus (Burmese python), 2393 nucleotides long. NCBI's taxonomy places the organism in Eukaryota, Metazoa, Chordata, Lepidosauria, Squamata, Pythonidae. The record is from RefSeq and is a predicted model, not a curated record.
GGUGCAUUUUCCAUCUGGCUUUGAAAUAGGUGUUUUCAUUGUGCAUCUAAAGAAUGGAAGAAACACAAAGAACCUGCAGCUGUAAAAGGGAGAUCCUGCAAUGCCUUGCUAUUAUUUUUGCUUGCAAGAUGGUUUCUGGGCAAAUUCAUUAUUCUAUUCCUGAGGAGAUGCACAAAGGCUCUUUUGUGGGAAAUAUUGCAAAGGACCUAGAAAUGGAUGGAAGGAAGAUUUCAGACAGUGGACUCCGCAUUAUUCCCAAUGUAGGUAUGAUCCAGUAUUUUGCUUUCAAUGUCAACAAUGGCCAUUUAGAAACAUCUGAGAGAAUUGACCGGGAAGAAAUAUGUGGACAGGUAGAGAAGUGUAUAUUGAAGUUCCAGAUUCUUAUUGAAAGUAAAUUAAAGCUUUAUGCAAUUGAAGUGGAAAUUACUGACAUAAAUGAUAAUGCUCCUCAUUUCCCUCUAUGGGAACAAGAGUUGGAAAUCAGUGAGGCAUCUACACCUGGAUUCCGGGUCCCUCUUACCGAAGCUCAAGAUCCAGAUCUGGGAAUAAAUUCGAUACAGAGCUAUCAACUCAGAGGUAGUAGCCAUUUUUCUCUGGAUACACAAAUAGGAAAAAAUGGUUUCAGGCAUACUGAACUGAUACUGGAAAAAUUUCUAGACAGAGAGGAGCAAUCUGUUUAUAAUCUACUCCUUACAGCUAGUGAUGGAGGUGAUCCUAUCCAAUCUGGCACUGCAGAAAUCAAAGUAAUUGUUUUAGAUGCAAAUGACAAUGCACCGGUUUUUAGCCAGCAUAUCUAUGAAGUGAAUGUCAAAGAGAAUAUUCCUAAAGGAUCUAUUAUUGCCACUGUACAUGCCACUGAUCUUGAUGAAGGGCUUAAUGGAGAGGUGAAAUACUCCCUGAAAAAGACUACAAAACUAGAAGUUCCCAUAUUUCACCUUAAUUCCACAACGGGUGAAAUUAUACUCACUGGGUAUCUUGAUUAUGAAGAAUUGUCCUUCUAUGAAUUUGAAGUACAGGCCAAAGAUGGGGGAGGUUUUACUGAUAGAUCAAAGGUUGUUAUCUUCAUUACAGAUUUGAAUGACAAUGCACCUGAACUAGCAGUUACUUUUGUCACCAACUCCAUACUUGAAAGUUCACCACCAGGAACUGUUAUUGCCAUUCUAAAUGUACGAGACAGAGAUUCUGGAGUCAAUGGAGAAAUCACAGUCUCCAUUCCAGACAACCUCCCUUUCCAAUUAAAGAAGUCCUCUGACUGGUUUUAUAGUUUGAUGACAGAUAACCCCCUUGACAGAGAACAGGUAUCAGCCUUUAAUAUAACUGUAACAGUUACUGACCAUGGAAUGCCUCCUCUCUCGACAGCCACAGUAAUUGGACUAUACAUCAUAGACACAAAUGACAACCCACCGUUCUUUGAGAAAUCAGUUUAUCCUUUCUAUGUUGUAGAAAAUAACCAAAUGGGUGCUUUGAUAUGUUCCUUAAAAGCAAAUGAUCCAGACUGGAAAGGGAAUGCAGUAAUAAGGUAUUCUAUGAUUGGAGACCAGACAACUGAAUCAUUUCUCUCCUCUUAUGUCUCCAUUAAUUCUGAGACAGGGGCUAUCUAUGCAUUAACCUCAUUUGAUUACGAAAAUUUUAAGAAGAUUCAGUUCCAGGUCAAGGCUCAGGAUGGAGGAUCCCCACCACUCAGCUCUAAUUCUGGCCAGACCGCCUGGCUCUCCUAUCAGCUGACCAGAGCCACAGAACCGGGGCUCUUCACCGUGGGACCCCACAAUGGAGAGAUCAGGACCACUCGGCUGUUUCUGGAGAAAGACGCCCUGAAGCAAAUCCUGGUGGUUUUAGUGAAGGACAACGGCCAACCGCCUCUCUCUGCCUCAGUGACUCUCACUGUUGUUCUGGCUGACAACAUCCCUGAAAUUCUCUCAGAUCUGAGCAGCAUCUCAGCUCCUGUAGGUCCUCAGUCAGAUCUCACUUUCUACUUAGUGAUUGCAGUAGCUUUUGUCUCCUGCUUAUUCUUUAUCUUCCUCCUUGUGCUACUGACAAUUAGAGUGUAUAGAUGGAGAAAUUCACAGAUGGAGUCUGGGAGGAUAAAUUUCAGUGGUGUACCUGCCUCACAAUUUGUAGGCAUCAAUGGAGUCCGAGCAUUUCUUCAUUCUUACUGCCAUGAGGUUUCUCUGACUGCAGAUUCUAAGAGAAAUCAGUUUAAUAUUUCCACAGCAAAUAAUUCAGAUACUCUGAGCAUUAAACAAGUUUAUGAAGCAAAGGAUCCAAUUGUAUCGGGUGAAGAUUUAAAUUUGAAUAAUGAUGAUCUAACAGUAAUUCAGGUUGCUUUGAGAGUUGGGGAAUGAGAAAUUGACUGGGACUUAUGUGUGCUCUCCUCUACUCACUUCCCCUCAAGC